Messenger RNA from Cinclus cinclus, 2124 nucleotides. RefSeq names its product transglutaminase 4 (gene TGM4). Gene Ontology annotation, biological process: peptide cross-linking. The transcript is spliced from 14 exons. The coding region runs from base 1 to 2124 and encodes 707 amino acids. NCBI's taxonomy places the organism in Eukaryota, Metazoa, Chordata, Aves, Passeriformes, Cinclidae. The record is from RefSeq and is a predicted model, not a curated record. Gene Ontology annotation, molecular function: protein-glutamine gamma-glutamyltransferase activity.
AUGUUCAGCAACACUGAGAUGAGUCUGAAGGUUACUGGGAUUGACUUUCUGAAGAGCCAGAACACCCGGCAGCACCACACGGAUGGGUACAACAUCAAGAACCUGGUGGUGCGGCGCGGGCAGCCCUUCCAGGUGCAGAUCAGCCUCAACAGGGAGCUGAGGCCUGCCGACAAGCUGUCCCUGCGCUUUGGCAUUGGUGAAAAUCCAAUGAAAAACAGGGGGAGCCUGCUGUCACUGAAACCGGAGCAGGAAGAUUUCAAUGGGUGGAAAAUCUCCCUUGUCAAGAAGAAUGGCAAAGAGUGCCUGCUGUCUGUCACCAGCUCACCCAAUGCCCCUGUAGGAAAAUACAACCUGCAUGUGAAGACUGGCACUAACAUUUAUAAGCAUGAAAAUGGUGCCAUCUACCUUUUGUUCAAUCCUUGGUGUGAAGAUGAUGUUGUCUACAUGGCCAAUGAGGCACAGAAGAAGGAAUAUGUGCUCAACGACACUGGCUACAUCUAUGUUGGGUCUGCGUACAGCAUCUACAACAGACCCUGGAAUUUUGGGCAGUUUGAGGAAUUUAUCUUGGAUGCUUGCAUGUAUCUACUAGACAAAAGCAAGCUCAGUCUGAAUGAUAGAAGAGAUCCUGCAAAUGUGUCCAGAGCUAUGUCUGCUUUGGUUAAUGCCAAUGAUGACAACGGAGUUCUGCUGGGGAACUGGUCAGGAAAUUACAUCAAUGGAACAUCCCCUAUGGAUUGGAUUGGUAGCGUCACCAUUUUGCAGAACUACUACAAAACCAAGAAGCCGAUCCGUUAUGGCCAGUGCUGGGUCUUUGCAGGAGUCCUCAAUACAGUCAUGCGUUGCCUGGGAGUCCCAUCCCGCUGUGUGAGUACUUUUGAUGCGGCCCAUGACACGGAGGAGAACCUGAGAGUUGAUGUUUACCUAAACGAAAGAGGAGAAAAGCUGAACUCGCUGUCCUUCGACUCUGUCUGGAACUUCCACGUGUGGAAUGAUGUCUGGAUGAAGAGAGCAGACCUGCCCAAUGGGUUUGAUGGCUGGCAGGCAAUUGAUUCAACUCCUCAGGAGCAAAGUCAAGGUCGUUUCCAGUGUGGCCCAUGCCCAGUGAAGGCUGUCCGGGAAGGAGAUGUGUAUUUGCCCCACGACAGCAAGUUUGUGUACGCAGAAGUGAAUGCUGACAGAGUCUACUGGGUCGUCAAGAAGGUGAACGGCAAGGAGAAGUACUUCAAGGUUGGCACAGAGACCCAAGCCAUCGGCAAGAACAUCAGCACAAAAGCCGUGGGGCAGAACAGGCGGGAAGACAUCACCUGGGAGUACAAAUACCCCGAAGGCUCCAAAGAGGAAAGGAUGUCUAUGCAAAGAGCUUACAGCUUUAUACGUCCUUUGGGAUUGACGCCUCGUUCAGGCUAUGCUUCGACUAUACAGACACUAAGUGGGAACACCCAGCCUUUGGUCCCGAAGGAGCCAGUCACCAAGACUGGGCUCCAGCUUGAGAUAACCAAUACAGAAGCUUUGCAUCCUGGCAAUCCCCUUGAAAUGGCCAUCACAGUGAAGAUCUCUGCUCCUGGGAACUGGACCGUUGACCUUACUGGCUCCUGCCAGCUGCAGUACUAUACUGGAAAAGUUCAGGCCAAUCUUGGAACUAUCAAGGAAACCAUCAAUCUUGAAGGCACAUCUGAGAUGCAGAUCCCCCUGAAAAUAGCACCUGACGCAUACAUGAAGACACUGUCCUCCGUGGAAGAUGAAGUGCUCAUCCUUGUCACUGCCAUUGCUGAGGUCAAGGAAACGAAUGACAAACUCACUAAGGAGAGUUCAAUGAGAUUUGAGUAUCCCCCCAUCACUGUCCAGAUGCCAGAAACAGCCAAACUGUACAAUGACUUCACCUGUGCAUUCAUCUUCAAGAACAAGCUGAAUGUGACCCUGGAAAACUGCAAACUGCUGGUGGAGGGCUUGGGCAUAUUUAAGAUGACAACGUUUGAGCAGGGGGAUAUAAUGCCUGGCAGGAUCAUGAAGUCUGAAAUAAUAUGCACUCCGACAAGACUAGGAGAGAAGAAAAUCGUAGCCAAGCUGAUCUCAAACCAGAUCAAAGGAAUCUCUACUGAGAAGGCCAUCACCAUCACUGAGUAG